GCGAUCGUGUACGCUGUGACUGGCUCUCUAAGGCUCCAGUUCACUCGGGUCUGGGAUUAACAAGCAGAGGGCAGUUUGUCCCGACGGCCGCUCGCCCAAGGAGCCUGAAAUGCUGAUGGAACUCGACUAUAACGGGCUGGACUCUGACCUUUGUCAGCAAUAUCCUCCGCCCUUACUGCCAAAACCGGGCAAGGACAAUGCGAGGCUUCAGAAACUGAAGAAAAAGAGAGCCAAGAAGAAAGGCAGCCUCUCCCAGACGCCCGUCCCCUUCCGCUCGUGCUUGUCGCCCGUCAACGAAGCGAGCACGGACCUUGAGCACAGUGACCAGUCCAGCCCCCCAAGGACACCGGACUCGGCCUUCAUCGCCAACCGUUACGACCAGUCUGCAUUCAUCAACCCUCCCUGUGCCCAAACCAACAGAUUUCCCAGUAAAUCCUACAAAGGCCCGAUCGGCACAUGUGAGGAGCAGAUAGCGCCACUUUACGAGUGUUCCUCUAUUCUAUUCGAUGAUGAUACUGUUCCCUUCACAAUGCCGCCUUUGGUUCCAUCACCACCCGAGCAGGUUCCACCUCCUCCUCCUCUUCCUCCUCCUCCUCCUCCUCCUGCUUUAAAUGCAAAUAUACGCCCCCAUUUUCACACGUCAGCCUUAACUGUCCCUUCCUCCCCUAAGAUAUCAACGCACAGCUUGACCCUAUCCCCAGCUGCCCCCAAAUGUGGCCCAGGCCUCGCACCUGAUCAAGUUGCAGACGUUCCCCCAGUUCCAGUGCUGCUAUCACUUUCUAAUCGUCAGACGCAAGCUUUUAUCCCCAGCCCUAGGGAGAAAAACACCAAGGACAUCUCUCAGAGCCAGACAUGGACCUGGACUCAAAGACCCACCAGUAAUGGCCACUUUGUGUCCUCUGAGAUAAGUGCCUCGAAAAUAUCACUAGUUGAAGCAGUUAGGGAGUCAAAUGACACCCUCCAAACCAGGAUUUACACUUCAAAGGCAACAUUCUACGAGAUUUCUAAGCCUCCUUCCAUCCAGAACCUCACAGCCAUGAACCCAGGCUACCAGGGAGCUUCCUUCUCUGCUGCCUACAAGGAUCAGAUGCUGUCUCCUUCCAGGACACAGAGUGGGCGACCCAAGACUCCUUCUUACACACCAGCCCGAGUGUCCACUCCUGUUUUUGAAAUCUCCAAACCUAACCCGCUUUUAUUUGCUUCAGGUCCUCCAUUAACCCAACCAUUACACUCUGCUGCUGUUUUUAAUGAGGCUUCACAGCAAACAAAAGGAAUUGAAACUGUCAGGACAAGCACGGCUGCUGUUUCCAGAGAAGAGCCAAAGUCAAGUGAUGGUAACCACAUCCCUUCCAUCAAACCAGCUGCUUAUUACCAGAGAGACAGAGGGAUUCAAGCUGGUUACAGGAAAACUCCAAAUCUAAGCUUCGCUUUCACUGAGUUGAACCAUCACAGUGACACUGACUCAGCUGUCUGCAAUCCAACCCAAAAACAACUCGUUGCCCCAAAACUAAAAUCGCAGCUGUUUGCAGAAAGCGAAGAGUCUUUGCUGCCAAAGCUUCCGAUGUUUCUCUCCUCAAAUGUGAACCGUGCACCAGUGUCUCCGACCCCCCUGUCAGCUACAUAUCAUCCUCCAGUGUUGGACGCACGCAAGUCUUUGAGUUCACUACUGGAGAAUCAAAUGUCAUUAGCGACCUCAAAACCCAAAUCACGCUCCACAUAUUACGGGCUCACUCCAGCUGAGUAUGUUGCCUAUGGAGGCAUCAGGACAAGCUGCAGCAGCCCUGUGCCCCCCAGGCUCGAUGACACCCCCACCGAACAAACGCAGCUCAACGGAUUUCAGGACCCUUCGUCUUCAGACGAGGCUCCUGCUGCUCACAGCUUACCAACGGCUUCAGAACAUUCAGCGGAGCAGAUGCUCUCAUGUAGCAAAGACGCGUCAGAAGAAAGUCAGUAUGAAUCUCACAACAUUGGAAUACAAGCACGUAAAUGGUCCAGCAUGGACACAGUAAAACUUGAGCUUCCUCUCGGCUUCGCACAGAAAACAGUGCAACAACCCACAAAAGCCUCAUACUCUGAGGCUCCAGUCCCUAAAGCAGGUGAGGUGCACACACUAAGAACGCCACUGUUUUAUGAAGGGGCAGCAGCAAACACGGCUACAGGCCCGGCAGAUAUCAGAGGCCCGCCUGGCUCCCCGCCCCCCCCUGCUAAAGUAGAGUCGAACACAGAAACACAGCACAGAGCAAAAAGGAUAGAUGUGCCUCUAAAGGUAGAAAUCAACAACCAGUCAGGACAAACAGAGCCAGGCUUCGCUCAGUCGUACCAAACUGUUGGCGUAGUAGCCAACGACAGAAGUCCUCAGUUUUCAGGGAGCUUUAAUGGCGCCGUCACUGUGGGAAAACCACUAGUCACCACUGAUCCAGACACUGCCACUGCUUUGUCCUCUGUGGCUGCGACUAAACAGUCUAAAGCAGUUAUUGCAGCAACAGGCUCAGCACUGCCCAAAGAGGCCGCCUCAGCUUGUGUGUGUUUAGCACAGUCCAGAAUGACAGACAGACGGAGGAGAUGGUGUGGACACUAAAUGGAAGCACAUCACUUCUUCUCAGGGGCCUUGUCACCUGCCUCCAGCUUGGGAGCAGCUUCUUUGGGCUCCCGGAAGGCGGGGAACACCUCCCAGGGUGAGUUCAGGU
Betta splendens (Siamese fighting fish) is the source of this 2687-nucleotide messenger RNA. RefSeq names its product mucin-2-like. The transcript has 3 exons. Bases 110 to 2578 code for a protein of 822 amino acids. Lineage: Eukaryota; Metazoa; Chordata; Actinopteri; Anabantiformes; Osphronemidae. The record is from RefSeq and is a predicted model, not a curated record.